CGUUACAGGUGACAAGGAAGCGAGGGCAUGGCGUCGCCUGAGAGUAUGGGCAGCGCCAUGGAGGCGAGCAUGGAGGCACGGACGGGGCGGACGCUGGACGAGUGGGUGGCGACGGUGGUGGGCUCUGGGGUGGAUGAGCUGGACCAGAAGGCCGUCCGCAAGUGGCUGAGGGAGGUCCAUGACGUGCCGCUCAACAGCCAGUGGGCCAUUGCCCGCGCUGCGGCCAAGCAGGCCGGCUGGAUCGAGCCCGAUGUCGAGGGCUAUGCUGCCAAGCAGUACUCGGGCGCCAAGAGCACCCUGCGCCCGAUCUACGACCGCGUCCGCGAUGUGGUACUCAGCGCGGGCAAGGCCGUGACCGCUGCCGGCCGGUCGACGUACAUCCCGUUCACCCACAACCGCCAGUUUGCGGCGGUGAAGGCUGCAAGCCGGAGCAGGGUCGAUCUCGGCCUCCGCUUCACUGAUCCGCCCGAGAGCGAAUUGCUCUCCACGGCCACGCCAAUCGGGCAGACGACUCACAAGAUAGGCCUCAAGUCGGUGGACGACGUGACGCCCGAGGUUGUGGAACUGGUGGUUGCAGCCUACGAGCAGAACUGAGGCAGCGAAUGUGUGUGUGUCAUCUCACCGGAGCUGUUUUCAGUGCGAGUGAGUAAACCCAUUUAGAGACCGG
Thecamonas trahens ATCC 50062 is the source of this 667-nucleotide messenger RNA. RefSeq lists its product as uncharacterized. Bases 28 to 594 code for a protein of 188 amino acids. The record is from RefSeq and is a predicted model, not a curated record. NCBI's taxonomy places the organism in Eukaryota, Apusomonadida, Apusomonadidae. The transcript has a single exon.